AGCGGCUGGUACACACAGCUGGAAGCCAUGUUCUUCAUGGCGAAUCCUUUCCAGCAGCCUAUUGCGAUCUUGGCUCAAGCUGCAACCAUGGAAGCUGAGGGGCAUACGAGGACUGCGAGCCUACCUUCCCUUUCACGUCAAACGUCGGAGGAAGGUGGUGGUGGUGGUGAUGGUGGUGGUGGUGGUGGUAGUAGUAGUAAACUUGGCACUGAGGAUGCUGAGGACAUCAGAGAAACUGAAAUAGAACUCAGGUUCCAGCAGAGAGUUGCUCAGCAGAUUGCACGGAUGGAGGUGACAAGUUCCGAGGUUGUAAGGGUCACACCUGCCUUCCGAACCUUUGAGAAGGGUGCUGUCGCCUUUCGAAAGGAAUGUACUGGUGACUUCUAUUUCAAGAGUGAGAGGAGUGAGAAGAUUUCCACCUUUUGGAGUCACUCAUGGCACGAUGGACAUUGGAAGAAGAUCAUAACGCUCAUCACCAUUUACAACGGCCCGGCGGCGUCCGUCUUGGGCAUGCUCUCGGCUCUUGUGAUGAUGCUGCUGUUCUGCUUGGACCUCCUUCCGAGCUUGGACCGGGGCAGGACGGGCGAGUUUCCCUUUGGCUACUCGUGUUGGUCGCUCUGGUCUGGCUUCCUGGUCACCUCUCUCGCGAUGAUACUGUGGCGACCUCAAAGUCGUGUAUUCUUGGACCGUAUUUGCAUCAGCCAAACUGACGUGGCCUUGAAAACUCAAGCGAUUUUUAGCCUGGCUGGGUUGCUUAAAAAGUCGGAUUCGAUGCUCAUUCUAUGGGAUCCAAGUUGGACUGAGCGGUUGUGGUGUUUGUUUGAGCUUGCAGCCUUCUUGCAGAGCAAAAAAGAUCUCAAAAAGGAACUGAUCAUCAGGCCAACCUUUCUUGGGCCGGUUCAUAUUGCAGUUUUCUUGACUUGUGUUGCUGGCAUGAUUCCUCUCACGAUGGCACCAAUCGAUGUUUCAAACGGAGCUAUUGCCUUUGUGGUUCCUGCAAUUUUUAUGUGCCUGUCUGGCUUUGUAGUUUUCUAUGUGGCCAUGAGCACUCUACGCAGAUAUUUCCGAGAUCUGGACAUCGUGAAACAGCAGCUGCUGUCCAUCUCUUUUGAUACCGCUCGAAGUAGCUGUUGCGACACCAACCAUGUCGGGGCAUCUGGAGCCCCAGUCAUUUGCGACCGGAGGAUUGUGCAGGAAUGCGUGAAUGUGUGGUUCGGGAGCCAAGAAGCCUUUGAGAACACCUUGCGUUCAGAGAUUUUGGCCAUUUUGACCCAUGACUUGACGGAACGGAUUUUCAGCACCAAGUCCAGUCUUGCAAUGUUCAUGCCGCUGAUGUGGGGCUUGAUGGACAUCUCAGCAAGUGAGUGGCAGGUGCCUGCAAAAGAAUUCUGGCAGAAAUCAUCUUUCGCCUUCUUGCUGGAUGGUGUGAGCGUUUGGCUGGUGUUCAUGCCCAUGUUGAAGGAGGUGCUCAUCCUGGUGGGCAAGUUGACACGGACCACGCCCAAGAAUCAAUGCCUUGAAAUCAUGAAGAAUUUUUUGAGUUCCUGCACUUUGGUCGUGCCAUGUGUGAUCGUCAUAGCAACUUACGGCUAUUUGUUUUCCUUCUACACUCUCCUUCCAGUUGAGCGUGCUGCCAUUUUUUUCGCGUGCAUGCUGUUCUAUUCCAUGGUCACUUGGUGCCUGACCGUUGGUAUCAAGGCCGUCUCGAAAGGACUAUGAAAACCAGUGCGAACGUCGAGAGCUCGCUGAGACAACCUUGUGUUUCAACUAAUGCCCGUGUGGCAGACUGAAUUCAAACAUAUUGAGAGGAAUUGUACCAAAUUUUCUGAAAGAUUCUUAAUAGCGACCUGAAGCGACCUCACCAAAGACUUCUUGAAGCAAUGCCUUCAAAGAAGAGCCGCGGAGGAAAA
Molecule: messenger RNA, 1910 nt
Organism: Cladocopium goreaui
Lineage: Eukaryota; Dinophyceae; Suessiales; Symbiodiniaceae
Source: the annotation of a GenBank genome assembly